AUGAAGAUCAUUAAUAAUUUUCAAGAUAACUUCAAGAGAUCAGACCUGAUCCAUCGAGAGACGAGGCCGGAACCGGCGAUACGCUGCUCGACGCUUCGGGGAGCGACGAGGCUCCCGAAGGCCCCGGACCACCGGAGCGAGGCCAGGCUCAGGAUAGACCCGAAGGUCCUCGUCUUCGUCGAGACCCUCUAUUCGAGACUGGGUCGCGAGAUCGCCGAGCUCCUCGUCUAUAAUCGCAUAAAGUACAAAGUCGAGGUAGCGGGAAAGUCCCUGCCCGUCCUCACGAAUUUAGAUAAGGGACGCUACGGUGUGUUGAUCUUCGAGAACCUGAACAAAUACUUGCAGAUGGACAAAUGGAAUCGCGAACUACUUGACAAAUAUUGUCGGGAAUAUUCGGUGGGCAUCGUCGGCUUCACGCCCCCGGGCGAGGAGAGUCUUGUCGGCGCUCAGCUCAAAGGUUUCCCCCUCUUCGUCCACACCAAUCUGAGACUGAAGGACGCCCAGCUGAACGCGGCUUCGCCUAUCCUGCGACUGACGAGGGCCGGCGAGACGGCCUGGGGUCCACUACCCGGCUACGACUGGACGAUAUUCCAGGCGAACCACAGUACGUACGAGCCCCUCGCCUGGGCUCAUCGUGACAGCCUCGAGUACGCCACCCACGGGGGGCCACUCGCUACGGUCAUGCAGGAUCACGGCCGAUACGAUGGUAUCCAGCGGGUUCUGUUCGGCGGUGGCCUCAAGUUCUGGCUGCACAAGCUCCUUCUGCUGGACUCCCUGUCGUAUCUGUCGCACGGACAGCUGAGUCUGAGCCUCAGCCGCAUGAUCCUCGUUGACGUUGACGACAUAUUCGUGGGGGAGAAAGGAACGAGAUUGAAGAAGGACGACGUGCUCGCGCUUCUAGCUACGCAGCAAAGGAUACAGGCUCUCGUGCCAGGUUUCAAAUUCAACUUGGGGUUUUCCGGCAAGUACUUCCAUCAUGGGACGACCGAGGAGAAUCUGGGAGACGAUAUGAUACUGGAGAACGUCGACAGAUUUACGUGGUUUUCUCACAUGUGGAAUCAUCAGCAACCCCACCUCUACGAGAACGUAACCCAUCUGCAGCUCGACAUGGCCUUAAACAAGCAAUUCGCAAAGGAACACGGGAUACCGACGGGGAGCGGCUACAGCGUCAGUCCCCAUCACUCCGGGGUCUAUCCCGUGCACGAGGGCCUCUACGAGGCCUGGAAGAAAAUCUGGAACAUUAAGGUCACGAGCACCGAGGAGUACCCGCACCUGAGGCCGGCGAGGCUCAGGCGCGGAUUCGCACAUCGUGGCAUCAUGGUACUGCCAAGGCAGACAUGCGGUCUAUUUACGCACACAAUAUUUAUCGAAAGAUAUCCUGGCGGCCGAGAUAAGCUGGACGAGUCGAUCCAGGGCGGCGAACUAUUCCAGACUAUCGUUUACAAUCCGAUAAACAUUUUCAUGACACACAUGUCGAAUUAUGGGAACGAUCGGCUGGCACUGUACACCUUCGAAUCCGUCAUCAAGUUCAUUCAAUGCUGGACGAAUUUACGCCUGUCGAGUGCCCCGCCCCUUCAGCUGGGCGAGAGAUACUUUCAGCUCUAUCCGGAAGAGACGGAUCCAGUCUGGGGUAAUCCCUGUGACGAUCAAAGGCAUCAAAGAAUUUGGUCGAAAAACAAAACUUGUGAUCAAUUGCCAAGAUUUUUGGUGAUUGGACCUCAGAAGACUGGAACAACGGCAUUAUAUACAUUUUUAUCUCUUCAUCCCGCCAUCAGUAGUAACUUACCUAGUCCCGAUACAUUUGAAGAGAUUCAAUUUUUUAAUGGAAAAAAUUAUUACAGGGGCUUAGAUUGGUAUAUGAGCUUUUUCCCUGCAACUAAGAACGAAAGCUCUCGCUACCUCUUCGAAAAGUCAGCGACGUACUUCGACGGUGAACUUGUUCCUCGACGAGCUCAUGCGCUCCUUCCAAAAGCCAAGCUCAUCACGAUACUCCUUUCGCCCGCCAGGAGGGCCUAUUCUUGGUAUCAGCACACCAAGGUACAUGGUGACAUUACGGCCAAGAAUUAUUCUUUCCACUCCGUGAUAACGGCCACCGACACCGCGCCAAAAGCAUUAAGGGAUCUCAGAAAUAGAUGUCUUAAUCCUGGAAAAUACGCUCAGCAUCUCGAGAGGUGGCUUUCUUAUUAUCCAGCUCAGCAAUUACACAUUAUCGAUGGUGAACAAUUACGUCAAAAUCCCGUUGAAACUCUCCACGAGCUACAAAGGUUUUUAAAGAUAAAUCCAACGUUCAAUUAUUCAACACAUUUAAGGUAUGAUCCAAAGAAGGGUUUCUUUUGUCAAGUGACGAAUGAAGAUCGUACGAAAUGUCUUGGUAAGAGUAAAGGUCGCCAAUAUCCACCAAUGGAAGAUAAGUCUUAUAAGUUCUUACAGAGGUAUUACUUGUCGCACAAUACAGCAUUAGUGAAGCUUUUGAAACGCUUGGGCUCAAGAGCAAUACCGCAAUGGCUGAAGGAUGACCUUACGGAUACAGUGAUGACCUAGCAAACGUUGCUUCAAUGAAACGUUAGCCAUAGCACGAUCGAGGAUAUACUUCUCGCAGUCGUGUCAAUCCUAUCGCAGAAGGAGAGUUUGUAAUUAAUUGUACAGUACUGAAAAUACGUAGGCGCUGGACUUAAUAUUCCGCGUUCAAUGGAGUUCUGUGUAUAAAGCAGCAGUCAAUGGUGAAGCCGCGAAUAGGGCCUAAAGAGCCAAAUGAAAAUAAAAACUAGUCAUUAAGAAAUGUUGAAUGAAUACGGAUAGACUGUAUGAAAAAGAAAAAAGAAAACAAUAACGUGAAGAAAACGUGUUAUCGAUGGUUAUUUAAUUGUAUACUACUUAUUUGUUGUAAUGCUCAUUUCUGAGUAAAUCAAGGAUUGCUGUUGAGUAAAAAAUGUUAUAUCUCAGAGUGCCAUCGAUAUUUUAACAAAUAUUUUCUCCGGAUGAACGACACUUUUCUGUUAAAAAGUUAAUCUUGGACCAGUGUUUUUCACACGUGUAUAAAAACAAAAACAAUGCAAUAUUUAAUAUCGUUGAUGAUGAUCACUUAAAAUCGUCCAAAAUUCUUUUGGUUGUGAAAACAACGGGGAGCGUCUUUUUUUUUAAAAAAAAAAAAAAAAAA
Messenger RNA from Ceratosolen solmsi marchali, 3157 nucleotides. It is a transcript of the gene sfl, whose product is annotated as N-deacetylase and N-sulfotransferase sfl. The record is from RefSeq and is a predicted model, not a curated record. Gene Ontology annotation, molecular function: deacetylase activity; heparan sulfate N-sulfotransferase activity; hydrolase activity. The transcript is spliced from 13 exons. NCBI's taxonomy places the organism in Eukaryota, Metazoa, Arthropoda, Insecta, Hymenoptera, Agaonidae. Gene Ontology annotation, cellular component: Golgi apparatus. The coding region runs from base 1 to 2541 and encodes 846 amino acids.